This is a messenger RNA of Sorghum bicolor (sorghum), 1026 nucleotides long. Its product is annotated as cyclin-D2-2. The record is from RefSeq and is a predicted model, not a curated record. Bases 1 to 1026 code for a protein of 341 amino acids. Gene Ontology annotation, cellular component: nucleus; cytoplasm; cyclin-dependent protein kinase holoenzyme complex. NCBI's taxonomy places the organism in Eukaryota, Viridiplantae, Streptophyta, Magnoliopsida, Poales, Poaceae. The transcript is spliced from 6 exons. Gene Ontology annotation, biological process: regulation of cyclin-dependent protein serine/threonine kinase activity; mitotic cell cycle phase transition. Gene Ontology annotation, molecular function: cyclin-dependent protein serine/threonine kinase regulator activity.
AUGGGGUUCAGCUGUGCCCGUGAUGGUGACUUCUCUUUCUUGCUGUGUGAAGAGGACGACGUGGUGGGGGACAUUUUUGGGUGCAAUGGCGAAGAGGAGGAGCUUCCGGUGUUGGGGAUGGACAUGGCCUUUGCUGCGCUGCCAUCACAGAGCGAUGAGGUCGUUGCAUCCCUGAUGGAAAAGGAGAAGGAGCAGCUGCAUAGUGUUGCAACGGGAGAUUACCUCCAGAGGUUGUUGAGCGCUGGAGGACUGGAGUCAUCUUGUAGGAUUGCUGCCAUUGAUUGGAUCAAAAAGGCUACGGAUUAUCAUUAUUUUGGACCAUUGUCUGCUUAUCUUGCUGUUAACUAUCUUGAUAGAUACCUCUCCACAAAUCAAAUCCCAGCUGACCAGCCAUGGAUGCCGCAGUUGCUGUCCAUUGCUUGCCUAACCAUUGCGGCCAAGAUGGAGGAGACCGUGGUUCCUCGACGUCUGGAUUUCCAUGAUCAGAAUCAGAAGUAUACUUUCGAAUUAGUUACUAUUCAGAGAAUGGAGAUUCAUGUUCUGGGCUCUCUGAAUUGGAGAAUGCAAGCUGUGACGCCAUUCUCUUACAUCAACUAUUUCGUGGACAAGUUCACUGAGGGGAAGCCGCUAAGUUGCGGAUUCAUUUCUCGGUGCACCGAGAUCAUACUUGGCACUCUUGAAGCAACGAAGUUCCUACAGUUCAGGCCUUCUGAGAUCGCAGCAGCAGUGGUUCUAUCAGCGGCUGCUGAGUCUUAUGUCAUUGUCUUCAGUAGCGCUCUUUUAGCUGCUAAUAUCCCUGUCAGUAAGGAAAAUGUAAAGAGAUGCCAUGAAGCAUUGCAAGAAGUGGGAUUAGUGAAGAAAACAGACUACAGUGUGAUGAGUCCAUCUCGCGUGCUGGAUGCCUCAUGCUUCAGCUUCAAGACUGACGAUAAACCGAUAGCCGGUUCAUCCCAGGGGAACAACAACAAUAACAACUACAACCAAGCUUACGCUCCACCUAACAAGAGGACAAGGCUGGAUAUCUAG